Molecule: messenger RNA, 911 nt
Organism: Coregonus sp. 'balchen'
Lineage: Eukaryota; Metazoa; Chordata; Actinopteri; Salmoniformes; Salmonidae
Source: the annotation of a GenBank genome assembly
AUGCAGCGUACCUAUAUCAAGAUGGAUGUCUUGACCUUUGCCAUAGUCAACAGGCCUCUCGCUAUUCUCAACAUAUUGGCCAACUUGUUUUUUGCUUUUUGUCUGUUCUGUUCUGUCCACCGCGAGGCAGAGAGAGACUGAAACAACCUGUAAAGAUACUCCUGGGAUUCUUGGUUUGCUGCACCACUGUUUACCUGGCAGUGUUGGGAAAUAAUGAACUACAUGUUAGUAAUUAAACUACAUAUUGCAGUAGCUUGGUAGUAGUUGAACAAAAUUCCAAUCUUGGUAGUGUUUUCUGUAGUUAAUAACUUUUUUUUGCCAUGUAGCGGUGUAGCUAACUGCUGGAACUACACCGCUACUUUUUUUGCAAAAGGAAAAUAUGGGUGAAGUAAGCAAGAAUUUCCUUUUAGACCUGCCUAAUUUUAAAACUUGAAACAUCAUUUUUGUGUUUAAUCGGAUAAAUUACACAUUCUGUUAACAUCUGAGUACAGAGUGAUCUGUUCUUGCAAUUUGUAUUCUAUGACAUUUCAGAUUUAGAUAUGAGAAAUUUUUCAUGAAGUAGUUUGGAUGUAGUGAAAUACUUUUUCAAAGUAACUUUAGUUAAGUAAACUAUAUUUUUCUUAAGUGUAGCUUUAGUGUAUUAUAACUUCUUCCAGUGUGAAGUCAUUUGUAGCUUGGUAAACUAUAUUUUCAGAGUAGCUUCACUUAUUGCAGUGAAAUGUUUGUGGCGAUUAAUCUUCACUGAACAUCCGGAGCUCUGCUUUGCUGCUUCUCUGAUAGUGGGGUACACUUUAUCCACCCGCAUGUCAACCUCUGUUUGGCAGAUUUUUUUCUACUACACCCAGAUCGUCCCAGCCCAACGAGCUCUCUUCAUCUGGGUGAAGAGGAACAUCAAAAUCAUCAUCUACUAG